CUUUGCCCGCCGUUGCGUGCGCGCCCCCGGGUCUUUGCCCGCCGUUGCGUGCGCGCCGCCGCGGGCUCCAGGCAACCGGCGAGGCUGCGAUGGCGGACGAUCUGGAUCAGCUCCUGGACGAGGUGGAGCUGCGGUUCUGCAGCGGCGGCGGGUCGGCGCCGCGCCGUGAGCGGGCGGGCAGGACGGCCGGGGCCGGAGGCCCGGACACGGAGGUGAAAAUCAGUUCACCUUCAGUCCCAUCAGAUGAAACAUUCAAAGAAGAAGAUGACUUAAAUGAUCUUAUUGAAGAUAUUUUUCAUGAUGAUCCAAGUGUUUCAGACCUUUCUAAGUCGAGCCCAAGAGCAGUAACAAAUUGUGCGGGUCAUAGGGCCAAAGGUAGAAAGUGUUGUCCAGUUUACCUUGGUGGUAGUUCUGCACCCCUCGGAUUGGGAACAAACACUUCUCACAGAACAUGUGACCAGCUGCGCUGUACUACGUGUGACUUCAGGGUAAUAACACUUGAUGAUUACGAAUGGAACAAGACAUGUGACUACUUUUUUUUCAGAAACAACAUGCCUGACUUAAAUAAACUGAAAACAAAGGCGCUCAGUAAGAGAGGUGCACGAGCAUACGCCUGCCAGUGCAGCUGGAGAUCCAUCCAGAACUUGACUGAUCUCAGGGAAGAGCAACAACUUCGAUGGAGCGUAUUGACAAGUUUUUACUGACGUCGAGUUCACCUUCAAUGAUGGAGCAUUACGGGAGUACCUUCACCACAAGGACUACAACAGUUUAAGCCAGUGGCGCACCGUCACUUUUUCAAGUGCAAUUAGGGAUGAGCAAUGGGGUGGACAACUUCUCUGCAGCAUCAGAGCUCGAUUUAUUCAUAUGGAUUGGAUUUGCUGAAUGUUAUACAGUCAUAAAAAUGAUGAAAAAUUGUAGUCAAACCCAGAUGUGCAUUUGUAAUUUUGGGGGAUUGUUCAAAUUGGCAAUUUUAAGCUUACGGAAAUGGAAGUGUUCCACAGAGGAAGAGAAAACGGUUUUAAGCUCACCAUUCUUCAGUCAGGAAGCAAUUUAUUGAGUUUAUUAAAUUAUCUAAAUUGGAAUUUCUAGCAUCAAAAUUCUUAUACACUGGAUAAAGGAACGUGGGCGUUCCAUUUUAUGUUAUGGUUUGUAGAACUUGUUUAAUAGUUUGGCACUUUUAGGUAUAUUUCUUUCUAUAAGUAGUAUUUGGUCAAAUAUGUAAAUAAAGUUGAAGUAACUGCUGUUGUGAUUUUUUUUCUAUGUAGUUGAUAUCAUUAUCAGGCUUCAUUACUGAGCUCUCUGCAAAUUAUUACUCGUUC
This is a messenger RNA of Pristis pectinata (smalltooth sawfish), 1319 nucleotides long. RefSeq names its product cilia and flagella associated protein 418 (gene cfap418). Gene Ontology annotation, cellular component: cytosol. NCBI's taxonomy places the organism in Eukaryota, Metazoa, Chordata, Chondrichthyes, Rhinopristiformes, Pristidae. Bases 90 to 704 code for a protein of 204 amino acids. The record is from RefSeq and is a predicted model, not a curated record. The transcript has 7 exons.